This is a messenger RNA of Gastrolobium bilobum, 2640 nucleotides long. Its product is annotated as two-component response regulator-like PRR95. Lineage: Eukaryota; Viridiplantae; Streptophyta; Magnoliopsida; Fabales; Fabaceae. The coding region runs from base 140 to 2194 and encodes 684 amino acids. The record is from RefSeq and is a predicted model, not a curated record. The transcript has 8 exons. Gene Ontology annotation, biological process: cytokinin-activated signaling pathway; phosphorelay signal transduction system.
UCACGGUUGUGACUUGUGAGGCCAUCCGAGGUGGUUUGAAAAUUGCAAGAUUCUCUUUCUGUUUCUCUCUCUUCUUGCUUCCACUCAAUUUUAGCGGACUUUCCAGAUAUUUUGAGUGCUCAAAGUUAAGACUUAAAGCAUGAGUUGUUUGAAAAUGGCGGCGGUCUUGAGCUGUGACAAGGGGAUGAUGGGGGAUCAUAGCAACGAGCACCACAAUGACUCCGCGGAGAAGUUUCUGCUCAGAGUGUUGCUUGUUGAAUCUGAUGAUUCUACUCGCCAGAUUAUCUCUGCUCUUCUCCGCAAAUGCAGUUACAAAGUUGCUGCAGUUCCUGAUGGCUUAAAGGCAUGGGAGACGUUGAAGAAAAAGGCACCUGACAUAGAUCUCAUAUUAACUGAAGUGGAGUUGCCAUCAAUAUCUGGAUUUUCACUUCUCACUUUAAUCAUGGAGCAUGACAUUUGCAAAAACAUUCCUGUCAUAAUGAUGUCUUCUCAUGAUUCAGUUAGCAUGGUGUACAAAUGCAUGUUAAAAGGUGCAGCUGAUUUUCUUAUAAAACCCAUUCGGAGGAAUGAGCUAAGGAACUUAUGGCAGCAUGUAUGGAGAAGGCAUGCUAUUAGCAGGACUCCUCAAAAGUUAACAUUGCCCCAGAAUAAACUUGAAGUUACUGCAGAGAACAAUGCUGCAAGCAAUAAUUCUAGUGGUUCUGUGGCUUUCACACAGAAAAAUAACGAAUGCAGCGAGAAAACAAGUGAGGCACAAAGCACUUGUACAUCGCCAUUUUUGGAAGCUGAGGGUGCAUACAUGGAAAAUAUGCAGGAUACCUCCCAGCUGAAGAGUUCUUCCAAUUUCAGCAAGAUUGACACAGGGAAGUACGAAGAGUAUACCAAUUUUGGAUGGGAAUCAGCUAAGCAUAACAGUGAAGCUGGAGAGAAAUCAAUUGUAUUUGUAUCAGAAGCUGCAAGGUGCAACAAAAGUUGUAAAUCAACAAGUUUAAGGCUAGGUCAAGGCUAUGAUUAUAGUGAAACAGAAAACCAAGAUGAAGUUGUAAGAAUAGAGUUAAGCAAAGCCAAUCUUCACAUUAGUACAGAGAUUCAUGGAUGCAUUGAUGACCUGGUAGAACCUUCUACUGGGGCUAUUGAUUUGAUUGCUACAUUUGAGAAUCUUCCAAAGAGCACUGAUGAAAAUCGUAGUUUCAAUGGUGAUAACACAGCCAAGUUUGAUUUCGAUACACAAUUGGGACUUUCUAUACGUAGUGAUUUUACUGGUAGCUCAUGUAAACCUGCAAAUGAGGAAAGACAAAUAUUGAACCAUUCAAAUGCUUCUGCUUUUUCUUGGUAUGGCAGUAGUAAGUUGUUGCAGCCCCUUUUUCCAACAUCAUCAAUUACUUCUGCUAAAUUAACAAACACCAGUUGGAAUUCUCAUGAAUCCCAUGAAUUAUCUGAAAAUAUAAAUACUUCUCAUCCGUAUGGUGGCAAAAAUCAUUAUCAGGAGAAUAUGACCUCCUCUGUGGUCAUUGAUCAGUCUGGAAAUGCUGAACCAAAUUUCCCAAACAGUCAACUUGGAUUUUUUCCUGAUACUGGGGUUACUUCUGAUCAUAAGUCUGUGGGACAUGGUAAUGUUUUCCCUUCUAUUCCGUACGCACAAUCAGGUUGCUAUCCCAUAUGGACUCCGAAACCAUUGUGCCAGAAAGAGAGUUCUCCAUUUCCCGCUUGUACUUCAUCCCAGUCCAAUCCUGAAAGUCACGACUCCGAACGUUAUCACUGGUCGGAUGAUGCCACCUAUACUUGUGAUCAAAAUGUAAAUGAUCAACGCAAUUUGGAUUGUGUGACACAUGACGCUCCUGCUGCUGGUCAGAGUUCUGGUACUAGUUUUUACCAUGAUGUGGCAAAUCAUAAUAGUAGUGGUGUAUAUGAAAGCAUAGGCAGCGGGAGUGAUGGAAAUGCUACUUCAGCUGUGGUGUCCAAGAAUAUCCCUGAAAGUUUUAUUGAUAGUGGUCGUAAUAGUUAUGAUGAAUUCAGGACGACAAAUUCUCAUCAGUCCAGCCAAAGAGAAGCAGCUCUAACAAAGUUUCGACUGAAGCGGAAAGACAGAUGUUAUGAGAAAAAGGUACUACAACCAUUCUAUUACUGCUUCUAUAAAGAACUACUCAAACUAUUUAUGGUAAAUGUACAAUUGGGGCCUUAUGCAAGUAAUUGAAUGUAUAAAGAACUACUCAACCUUUCUACCCGGGUAAACAAAAAAUUUCAAAAGAUACCCGGGUAGGUAGGGGUGUACCCGGGUAGGCUUCGUGGUCAACGGUCAAACAGGGGCAGAUUGGUGUUAUGUUUUUUGAGGGGGUUAAAUUUUUAAAAUAGUUUAUAAUGAAGGUCAAUUUGGUAAUUAAUUAUUAGUAAAGGGUUAUAAGGGUCAAAAAGCCUUCUAGCUCAAGUUGGUUUAUGUAUUUUUUGUUAAAUUGUUUCCUGGUACUAGGAUACAAUGGGAAAAGUCGAAAAGGGAUACAAUGGGAUAUAUCUUCUUCUUCUUUUAUGUGAAAGUAAAGGAAAAAUAAUUGUAUAUCAUAUUUCUAAUACAGUUAGAAUUAGGAGGUUUACGGUUUGGACUGAAUUAAUUUUGAAAUUAAAAAUUAUCCAGUUCAAUUCUUU